AUGCUCCGACUUGCGCUGUGCGUUUUGCUUUUCUCCGGCACGCAGGUCGUCUUGUCUCUGGCCAGAUUACAGUUCAACUUUUCCGAAGUCCAGCAAUGUCAGCCAUUCACGUUCUCGCUCAAUGGACAGCUUCCAACGGAGGCACCGGUGGCGACAUCUCUUUCUAUCAUUCCGUUUGGAUCGAAUCCUGUCGUCAUCCCUAUCCCAAACGCUCAAGCCAUCUCUGGAGGCCUGUUCUCGAGUUUUGUCCCCUUCCCAGCCGGCACCAGAUUCGUCGCAGCGUUAGAAGAUGGUCAAGGAGCAACUAUGAUUAGAGUGUCAGAUGUGAUGGAGGUUCAACCGUCGCAGGUCGCAAACAGCGAUAGGUGUCUCGAUCCAGAUCCCAGUCCCACUCGACACUUCACUGUAGAAGAGAGCCCUUCCCAAUGCGGGCAGUUGGCGUUGGCAUACAAUGUCACUUCCAUCCCCCAAGCGCCUAGGGUUCGAGUCUACAGCCCUCUUGGAUUCUCCUUCUUCCUCAACCAGACGUCUGACGAUCCUUCCACUGGAACCGCGACAUACCUCAUGAGCGUUUCUCGAGGAAAGCAAGUGGUGUUGCUCGUUGACGGAGGAAACGGAAUUCGAGAAACUAGCGCGUUGUUGACAGUGGUCGGUAAUUCGUCGAGUCCUCAAGAAUGUCUCGGGGAAGAAGAUAGAGUGGAGGCAACCAUGGACAACAAUGCCACUGCAACUAAUGUCCCCACCAAGGCUAUCAUCAUUGGCAGUGCUGCAGGAGGGGGCGCCGUCGUACUCAUUGCCGUCGCGAUGUGCACAUUCAUCCUAUGCGAACGGAAAAAGAAGCGUAAAGUUCGCAAGGCGCGCGAUGAUUCAUUCGAUGGUACUCGCAUGCACCGUAGUAUGGACGAGAAGGCCCCCAUGCCUCCACCCACCUUCGUCAUUUCACCUGCCCCCGCGAUGACGUCUGCUAAGACCGCAGAAGGUCUGACUGUACCGACACGGAAUGUCGGUAACCGUACCGACAGCUUGUCGUCGUGGAUCCAGGUCACUCCGCUUGACCAACGCGUGCCGAUGUCGCAAGUUGGGAAGAAUUUCAGACACACUUCGCUUGCACCUUCGCUAGCCAUGUCGGAAAGCCGGAAUGUCAUGCCCCACCCGGUAGAUGAGCGUGAACGACUAUCCAUUAACUCGCUCGACAUUGAAGGCAUGCUCAACAUGGCCAGCAUGCAGUCCGAAUCAGCAGCUAGGAAGAGUUCUGUCAGCACCCUACCAUUCGGACCCGACCUUUCCUCAGCGUCACCCCCCAAGACUCGCGCUCUCACCGACAUCGACAUUGCAGCUCCACGAAGGACUUUGAAGGUCAAUUCAGAUAUCCCGGACGACCUGCAUUCGGCAUAUUCCAGGGAUUCUGUGAACCCUUUCAGCACUGUGUACGAUCCCAGUUCUCCUGCCUCUGCUGUCAGCCCUACCGGUCCUCGAAGUCCUCCAGAGGAACCAACUGCCGUUUCUAAGACAAGCGGCAACGGUCUUCCCUCCUCUCCACGAGAUGGGCGCGCAGCCCCCGGACGGAGCUCGAUAGCAGGAAGCGAUAGGAGCAGUUCUGACUGGUAUGGUGUUGGCAUCGCACGGUGAUAAAUCGUUUCGUUUGCAGACAUGGACAAUUACAUAUCCACAUUCCUUUCCUUCGCUAUUCUGUUCCAAUGAGCCCUCGCUCUUUUGUGUUUUUCGAUUGCUUCUCCAAGGACGAUCAGUGUAGCCAUAGUUCUUUUCGUUACGUUGACAGACAAGGGUACCAAUGUAGCGUUCGUUGCCUUGUUGGAAUUACAGAAGCGCCU
Molecule: messenger RNA, 1832 nt
Organism: Coprinopsis cinerea okayama7#130
Lineage: Eukaryota; Fungi; Basidiomycota; Agaricomycetes; Agaricales; Psathyrellaceae
Exons: 3
Coding region: 1-1629 (542 amino acids)
Source: RefSeq, a predicted model, not a curated record